GAAUCAAUGAAACUUAUAAAAGCGGUGCUUUGAAGUUGUUGCUCUGACGCAAAGAUAAAAGCGUCUCCGAUGAAGAGUUUGAGAAGAUUGACAGCUCAGACCUCACGCGACAUCAGUCCGCCUGAUCUCAAGUCUUUAUGAAUGGAGGAACCCUCGCGAAAGUCUCUCUGUAGGAGGCAACAGGCGACGUGGUAACAGCAAUUAUUUACAUCGCAACCACAGGAUGGAGUUAUUUAUGUGGGAUUGAAUGUUAUGUUUAAUGUCAAAGCAGAAGUGAAGGCCUGUUUUGUGAAUGACUGAAGUCAUGGCUUACUGGAUCCAGCUUCAUUGGAGAAUCUGGUUGUUGGUUCCACUGGCUCUGGAUCAUCUCACUCUUGCUGAAGAUCCGAAGCCUACCAGAUGGCCUCUUUACCCUCAGAAGCCUGUGGUUCUGGUCUGGAACGCCCCAACAGAAGACUGCAGGCCUUGGCACAACGUCCACCUCCAGCUCGAUCAGUUUCAGAUCGUAGCCUCUCCGAAUGAAAGCUUCACCGAGCAGAACCUCACCAUGUUCUACAAAGACCGCCUGGGCCUGUAUCCACACUUUGAGGACAGAGUGGCUGUCAACGGUGGACUACCGCAGCUCGCCAGCCUCACGCACCACCGAGAGAAGAUGCCGGAGGGGAUUGCGAAGUACAUUCAUGACCCGUCUGCACGAGGCCUGGCCGUGAUCGACUGGGAUGAAUGGCGUCCGAUUUGGAUACGGAAUUCGGAUGCCAAAAUCAUUUACAAGACCCACUCACAGCACUUAGUGGCCCAGAAAUACCCAGGCUGGACUCAAACCAAGAUAAAUAAAGUAGCCCAGCAGGAGUUUGAGAUGUCCAGCCGUAAAUUCAUGCAGGAGACAUUACGGCUGGCCAAAAGCUUGCGUCCAAACCAGCUUUGGGGCUUCUACCUCUUUCCUGACUGCUAUAACCACGACUACCGUCGCAGUCUGGAGAACUACACGGGACGCUGCCCGGAUGUGGAGGUGGCCAGGAACGACCAGCUGAAGUGGCUGUGGACUGAAAGCACGGCUCUGUUUCCAUCCGUAUACAUGAAGUCCGUGCUGCGUUCAUCAUCCUCCGGUCGCCGGUUCGUCCGAAACCGGGUGAAGGAGGGAAUGAGAUUGGCAUCGGUAGGAGAGGGAUUGGCACGUCCUGUUUUUGUCUACAGCCGCCCUACGUACGACGAUGAGCUGGAACUGCUGACAGAGAUGGAUUUGGUGUCCACCAUUGGAGAAAGUGUGGCGCUGGGUGCAGCUGGUAUCGUUUUGUGGGGUGAUGCUGCUUAUGCCAGCAGCAGUGUAAGCAUUCACACACCACAUUAUAUCAGAAAUAUACCCACUGGGCCACAACCGUCCUCAAACCUCCUCAACGUCUCCACAGCAGCCGAGCAGUGCAGUCGCUUCCUAUGCAGUUCCCACGGCCGCUGUCUGCGCAGACAUCCUGACACGGACACGUAUCUGCAUCUUGACCCACAGACGCACACGAUAGUAGGCGAGGGGAGUGAACUGCGCGUGAAGGGAGACGUGAGCGUGGAAGAGCAGCGGCGGAUGAGCAAAGACUUCCAGUGCCAGUGUUUCAGUGGGUAUCAGGGCGAGAGAUGUGACCUCGAGGACCCUCUUCAGCAGCGAGGAGACGGACAUGCAUUGAAAGCAUUAUGGAUUUACCUUCUCACUCCAUUACUGCUGCAUUUACUGACCUGAGCACACGCCAUAGACACUUGAACUCGUUUUCUUGCUUAUGAAAUGCUUGGCUGGUCAGUGCGCUCCAAAUGCUGUUGUGAAAAGGUCCUUCGCUUUCAUGAAGUCAUGAGGGUGAGCUUGAAAUCGAAAUUUAUACAGGAAACUCAGAGUUCCUUGGAGUUUAAAUAAGCACUUUUGUUUGUUGUCACACGUUACUCACACAACAUUUGAGCCAGAUGUAGGAUAUUGUGCAACAGGAAAAUCUAAUCAAGAUUUAUGACUAACUGAGUAGUGGAUUCAUUCAGAAGAAGUCUUUGCUUGAGUCACUGUUAAAACAGUUUGAACUGGUGCACAAUCUUGUUUUGAGUGUAGAUUUGAGAAGUGACUAUAAAGGGUAGGCUGCGAACGUCAUAUGUAGUAAAGCAAAUACACAUGUAUGAUUUGAAUAGGAUCUGAGUCUUAAAGGAACAGUAAUGUUAAAAAUGAAAAUUGUCAUUAUUUA
Molecule: messenger RNA, 2207 nt
Organism: Cyprinus carpio (common carp)
Lineage: Eukaryota; Metazoa; Chordata; Actinopteri; Cypriniformes; Cyprinidae
Product: hyaluronidase-2-like
Exons: 4
Coding region: 293-1726 (477 amino acids)
Biological process (GO): carbohydrate metabolic process; hyaluronan catabolic process
Molecular function (GO): hyalurononglucosaminidase activity; hyaluronoglucuronidase activity
Source: RefSeq, a predicted model, not a curated record